UCCUCUUUUUUCUUCUGUCUUUCUUUCUUUCUUUGUAUUCAUUCCAAUCUUCAAAAUUUGCACCAAGUUCCUCUCUUUACAUCUUCUGUUGCUUCAAACUCUUCUUUCCCUUCCUCAAGAUUGCACCUUUUACUCUUAUGGUCAUGGGACACACCAUACCCCUCCAUAGCUUUUGGCAUCCAUUCACACUCUUCUGUCUGAUUCUUCUGUCUACAAACCCUUCUCACUCAAUUGACAUUCACCCACAAGACAAAAUCUCACUUUUAAGGUUCAGGUUAUGGAUUCAAGACCCCAACCAAAGCUUGUCCAACUGGGUAGGGUCCAAUUGCACUAGUUGGACUGGAAUCACCUGUGACAACAACACUGGCAGGGUGGUUUCCAUUAACUUGACCAGUUUGAACUUGUCAGGCCAAAUCCACCCCAGUUUUUGUGACCUUUCAUAUCUUAACAAGGUGGGUUUGUCCCACAACAACUUCACUUGCCCUCUUCCUGUUUGUUUUGGAAACUUGCUUAACCUCAGAGUCAUUGAUCUCAGUCACAACCAGUUUCAUGGUGGAAUACCAGACUCUUUCAUGAGGCUUAGGCACCUUACUGAACUUGCUUUGAAUGGGAACCCUGAUUUGGGAGGUUCACUGCCUUUUUGGAUUGGUAACUUCUCUGCAAAUCUGGAAAGGCUUCAUUUGGGUUUCAGUUCAUUCAGUGGAGGUAUACCUGAGAGUUUGCUUUACUUGAAGUCCCUCAAGUAUUUGGACCUUGGAAACAAUCUAUUGUCUGGUGUUCUGGUUGAUUUUCACCAGCCUUUGGUUUUUCUUAAUCUUGCUUCCAAUCAGUUUACUGGUACUUUGCCUUGCUUUGCAGCUUCAGUUCAGUCUCUAAGUGUGUUAAAUUUAGCUAACAAUUCUAUUGUGGGGGGACUACCUGCUUGUAUUGCUUCCUUUCAAGCUUUGACUCAUCUAAACCUAUCAGGGAACCACUUGAUGUAUAGAAUAUAUCCAAGGCUUGUGUUCUCUGAGAAGCUUCUUGUUUUGGACUUAAGUAAUAAUGAUUUGUCUGGUCCUAUUCCCAGUAAAAUUGCUGAGACCACCGAGAAACUGGGCCUUGUUCUUCUUGACCUUUCUCACAAUCAAUUCUCUGGUGAAAUUCCCUUGAAAAUUACUGAGUUGAAAAGCUUGCAGGCCUUGUUCCUUUCUCACAAUCUUCUUUCUGGAGAAAUUCCUGCUAGAAUUGGAAAUUUGACUUAUCUUCAAGUCAUUGAUCUCUCACACAACUCUUUGUCUGGUACCAUUCCAUUCAGUAUUGUUGGUUGCUUUCAGCUCUUUGCUCUGAUACUUAAUAACAACAAUCUUUCUGGGGUAAUUCAACCGGAGUUUGAUGCAUUGAAUAUCUUGAGGAUACUGGAUAUAAGGAACAACAGGUUUUCCGGUGCUAUUCCACUCACUUUGGCUGGAUGUCAAUCUCUGGAGGUUGUAGAUUUUAGUUCCAAUGACCUUUCUGGAUCGUUGAAUGAUGCAAUAACCAAAUGGACAAAGCUCAGGUAUCUUUCUCUUGCUCAGAACAAGUUCAGUGGACCUUUGCCUAGUUGGUUGUUCACAUUUGAAGCAAUAGAAAUGAUGGAUUUCUCACAAAACAAGUUUUCUGGCUUCAUACCUGAUAUUAAUUUUAAGGGGAGCUUAAUGUUUAACACAAGGAAUAUCACUGUUAAAGAGUCAUUGGUUGCAGCAAAAAGGGUUGAACUGAGAGUUUCAGUGGCUGUUUCUGAUAGCAAUCAACUCAGCUUCACUUAUGAUCUUUCCUCAAUGGUUGGAAUCGAUCUAUCCAACAAUUUGCUACAUGGGGAGAUUCCAAGGGGCUUAUUUGGCCUAACUGGCCUAGAAUAUAUGAAUUUGUCAUGCAACUUUCUAGAUGGACAGCUUCCAGGUUUGCAGAAAAUGCAGAGUUUGAAAGCCUUAGAUUUGUCACAUAAUUCUUUGUCAGGACAUAUCCCAGGAAACAUUUCUAGCCUUCAAGAUCUGAGCAUCUUGAAUCUGUCUUACAACUGUUUCUCUGGAUAUGUUCCCCAGAAGCAAGGGUAUGGAAGAUUUCCUGGUGCAUUUGCUGGAAAUCCAGAUUUAUGCUUGGAAUCUUCAAGUGGAGUAUGCGAUGAUGGAAGGAUUCCAUCUGUGCAAGGAAGUUCUUUUGGGGAAGACAGGAUGGAUGGACCAAUAUCUGUGGGUAUUUUCUUUAUCAGUGCCUUUAUUAGUUUUGAUAUUGGUGUUGUUGUUCUCUUCUGUUCUGCUCGGGCAAGAAGUUACAUUCUCCAAACAAAAGUUUGAUUUGAUGCUUGUGACAAUGACAAACUUUCUCCUGCAAAUUCCAUUGGGUAGCUUUUUUCUCGUUUCAAGUAAGCAUACACAUUCUGUGAUUAGGAAUAUGGUCUGGCCAUCAACUUCAUAGGUGUUCUCUUUGCUACCAAGUCCUCUCUACUCAUCAUUGCUGAACAAGUGUUCCAGAAUUGACAGGACCAAAAUGUCAUGAGUUGGAAAAGGUUUAAACAACACUUUAUGUCUCUGGCCUUAUCUAUCUGAAAAAAGACUAUUCCUGCAUAAUUUAGCCGAGAAAAGAAAAGAAUGGAUGGCUAUGGUGAUGAUUUGAUCCGAGUAAAGACAAGUCCCGCAUCAUUUAGUUGGUUUUUCUCUUUUGCUGGAACUUGGUUGCUCAAAUUUAAGAUGCAUCAUCACAUCCAUUCAGAUACCAUGUUAUUUAUGUUCAGAGGGGACUAAGCAGGGAACAUGCCUGAUGUAUAGUCUAGUUAUGGUGAAAUUUUGAUCUUGGUUGUCAAAUUGCAUAUUUACAAGCACGUUUACUUGGAGAGAACAUGUAUCAUUCUAGAUUAAGCUAGCUCUUUUUUGGGGUGGGAACCGAGACUUCCCUGUAGUAUUUAGACUGCAAAUUGAUGUAGUGAAGAGUGGUAAGUGCAGACAUGAAGAUGAAAUGUGUAGGUUCUCAUAAAUCUAAGCUUUUUACUGUCUUCAUUGCCUCCAUCUUAAUACUGUGAUUU
Molecule: messenger RNA, 3037 nt
Organism: Gastrolobium bilobum
Lineage: Eukaryota; Viridiplantae; Streptophyta; Magnoliopsida; Fabales; Fabaceae
Product: receptor-like protein CLAVATA2
Exons: 1
Coding region: 138-2312 (724 amino acids)
Molecular function (GO): protein binding
Source: RefSeq, a predicted model, not a curated record